Messenger RNA from Adineta steineri, 207 nucleotides. Lineage: Eukaryota; Metazoa; Rotifera; Eurotatoria; Adinetida; Adinetidae. The record is from the annotation of a GenBank genome assembly.
AUGAUACAGGGUAUUUUUAAUAAAGCACAUGGAAUGUUUUCGGCUUUUUCUAUUAAUGUUGGCAUCAUUUAUUCGUGUGUUAAAGAUCAGUUUUGCAUUGAAAAUAGUGAAAUACAACCAUUAGCACCACUCUUCAAAGUGCCUGAAGAAAAACAUAUUAUUUUGCUUGGUUUUGGUUUAUCACUUCUGGUUAUAGGUUUUAUGUGA